AUGUCUCCACCCCCAUACCGGGUGACAUCCAAGGCACCCUCCCCCUGGGGCAUCGGAUGCCCUGUUCCUGAAUAUUAUGGAGAAUAUUGUAACCAAACGUGUCCAAAUACCUGUCCGGGACAGCAAUGUGACGCCGUUACUGGUUACUGUGUGAAUGGUUGUUUAUCAGGAUAUCAAGGUCUGCGUUGUAGUUAUUUUAACUUAGCGUUACGGAGCUCUGCCUGGCAGCAGAACAAUUUCCCAGGUAAAGAAAAAGACUGGGGAGCAGACAAGGCGGUGGACGGGAAAUAUACUGACCGUUCAGCAGGAGGAAAUCAAUGCACACAAUCAGCAGACGGAAAACAAACAGCGACACUGAGAGUAGAUCUACAGAGAGUGGUCAGCAUCAGUCACAUCAACAUCUACUACAGGACAGAUAACGUACCUAGUCCUGGUGCCUACUACGGUCGAUUUGCUGGAUUUUUCCUCUACGUUUCUAAUACCACGGUGAAGGACGAUGGCUAUCUUUGUUUCCAUGAGAUACAAACAGUAGUCGGUACACCAACAGAGAACCAGACAAUAAGCUGUCCUGUACAUGGACGUUACGUCAUAUACUACAACGAGAGGAGACGGGGUGUGACGUACCCAAGUUACUUUUCUAAAUACGCGUACAAUGAAUUAUGUGAAUUGGAAGUUUAUGGAUGCCCAGAUCAAAGAUAUUUCGGAGAAUAUUGUGACCAAUUAUGUCCUGAGAACUGUCAGGAGCAAAGAUGUGACAUCACCACAGGAGAAUGUCUGGGUUGUAAACCGGGGUAUCAAGGUCGUAUGUGUAGUCAUUUGUGUGGUAAACAAAUGUACGGCUUAGAGUGUUCUCUAUCAUGUGGUAACUGCAGUGACGGAGAAACCUGUCACCAUGUCAACGGCACGUGUCUUAGAGGCUGUAGUGAAGGAGUGGAGGGAGAGAAAUGUCAAACUGCCUGCCAACCAGGUUAUUACGGGAAGGACUGUAUACAUGAAUGCAGUGUUAACUGUGGAGUAACCAGACGAUGUAACAGGUUUACUGGAGAGUGUGGGGGAGGAUGUCAACCUGGUUGGAAAGGAAACCUUUGUGAACAAGCCUGCCAAGCAGGAUACUACGGGAAGGACUGUGUACAUGAAUGCAAUAUAGACUGUGGUGUUCCCAAAAGAUGUGACAGGUUUACUGGAGAGUGUGAGGGGGGAUGUCAGCCUGGUUGGAAAGGAAACCUUUGUGAUCAAGAGUGUAUACCUGGUUUCUACGGAAAACACUGCAUGCGGAAUUGCAGUAAAAGCUGUGGAGUGUCUAAGCGAUGUGACAGAAUAACUGGACAUUGUGAGGGAGGAUGUCAGCCCGGAUGGCAAGGAAUUCAAUGUGAUAAGAAGUGUGGAGUCGGACUUUACGGGGUUAUUUGUAACCAAACCUGUGGCCACUGUUUAAAUGACACACAAUGCCACCAUGUCAACGGCUCUUGUUUAGAAGGGUGUUCCUCUGGUUACGAAGGAUCUCUUUGUAUGAAAGUUUGUAGACGAUCAUACUGGGGUGAGAAUUGUAAAAGGAAAUGUCACACAGACUGUGUCAACCAGAUAUGUCAUCACGAAUCAGGAGUUUGUGAAACUUAUGUUAAGUCACAGAUGUGUGAAGCUUGUAGCUGUGGCAACACUACUACCAUUAUUAGUAUUAUUGUCUCUGUUUUAAUCGUUAUCUCCGGAAGUGUCUUAAAUUACCUGAUCUGGAAACGAAAUCAGAAACUCGGAGAACUCGGCAAACACAACACCUAUGAUGAGCUUCACAUCUAUGAGAAAGCUGAUGAGAAAAUUUGA
Molecule: messenger RNA, 1818 nt
Organism: Saccostrea echinata
Lineage: Eukaryota; Metazoa; Mollusca; Bivalvia; Ostreida; Ostreidae
Product: multiple epidermal growth factor-like domains protein 10
Exons: 13
Coding region: 1-1818 (605 amino acids)
Molecular function (GO): scavenger receptor activity
Source: RefSeq, a predicted model, not a curated record